This is a messenger RNA of Aureobasidium pullulans EXF-150, 1277 nucleotides long. RefSeq lists its product as uncharacterized. The record is from RefSeq and is a predicted model, not a curated record. Lineage: Eukaryota; Fungi; Ascomycota; Dothideomycetes; Dothideales; Saccotheciaceae. Bases 36 to 1277 code for a protein of 413 amino acids. The transcript has a single exon.
CGCCUCAUAAAAUCAGGUAUCUAAAUAUUCUCAAGAUGUCUACUCACUACAAGAUCACAGAGGCAAUCGAGAACAAGAAGCACGAGCGGAUCGUGAAAUAUCUAAUCAAUCAGAGAAACUUCCCUCCGAUUGAGGAAAUUGGCCUGGUCACCAUCAGCAAGUGGCUCAAGGCCAUAGAUACCGGGUCUUCUGACAACAAGCUGGCCAGGAUGAGAGGCCCUCUGCUCGGACAUUUGCGCGCCGCAGCCAAUACUCCCAUCACCCUGGAGCAACAAAAGGCUCACACAGCAAAGCAUGGUGAGAACACGGCCGAGCCAGUCCUCGACUUCCCAUUCGCCAAGGGUCGUGGGCUUUCCAAGGAGCAGGAAAAGACGCGCCGCACGCAGCAGAGAAAUGCGGAGAAGAGAAAGGCUGCUGAGGCUGCCGAGAAGAGUAAGUUGUCUGGCGUAGGCGUCAAGGACCCUCCUGCCCAGGACUAUUUCAAUGGCGCACAACCCCCCGGACAUGAGCUCUCGCAUCAUGAGAUACUUCUCCUGUUCGAUCCCGCCAAAGCCAAAGCCGAGGCCAAUGACGAGGAGUUCAUGGGCUUCUCUGACGGCGACGACGACGACGACAAUGCCCGCCCUGGGCAAGGAACUGGACCUUUGUCGACAGGAUUUGGCGCCACUCCUCUCGCCGACCCCGAGAAGGCAGCCAUAAAGGAGGAGAAGAGAAAAGCAAAGGCGGCCAAGAAGGAAAAGAAGGCAGCAGAGGCAGCCGAGGAGGAGGAGAAGAGAAAGGCGACCAAGGCGGCCAAGAAGGAGGCUAAGGCUUCCAGAAAGGCGGAGAAUGAGAAGGAGGCAGCCGAGGAGGAGGAGAAGAGAAAGGCGGCCAAGGCGGCCAAGAAGGAGGCUAAGGCUUCCAGAAAGGCAGAGAAGGAGAAGGAGAAGAAGGCAGCCGUCAUUGCUGCAGUCUACCAGGUCCUGGAGAACAUACUCAACAAGGACGAGUCUUUCCAGCCACCAUCACCUCCUCUCUUCAAGAACGGGGAUGGAAGAAUCGUCGAGGUUUUCUCGUCGGAUGAAGAGCCCACAUUAUCCGAAUCUCUACCGACGAUAAAGUCUCUUGCAUCGACUCUCCCCACGUCGUCAGUCAAAUCACCAAGCUUGCCAUCCUUGCCGGCGAAGAAGGAAUCGAAGAAGAGAAAGGCAUCAGAUGCCUUGAACGAUGAGGUCGAGGAGAUCGAGAAGUCGAAGAAGAAGGCCAAGGUUUCGAAGAAGGAAAAGGCCAAGAGAUAA